This is a messenger RNA of Cynara cardunculus var. scolymus (artichoke), 1819 nucleotides long. Its product is annotated as disease resistance protein RPS6-like. The annotation marks the transcript as partial. The record is from RefSeq and is a predicted model, not a curated record. NCBI's taxonomy places the organism in Eukaryota, Viridiplantae, Streptophyta, Magnoliopsida, Asterales, Asteraceae. Gene Ontology annotation, biological process: defense response; signal transduction. The transcript is spliced from 6 exons. Gene Ontology annotation, molecular function: ADP binding.
AUGGCUACUACAUCCAUUCAACGACCUUGGUGGACAUACGAUGUCUUGGUAAGUUUUAGAGGUGAAGAUAUCCGUAAAAGCUUUAUGGAUCAUCUAUUCAAAGAUUUAAAACAAAAAGGAAUUCAUGUGUUUAGAGAUGAUAUGGAUCUCACCCUAGGCAAAAACAUAUCUCCUAAUCUCGACAAAGUCAUUCAAGAAUCGAGGUUUCUCGUAGUCAUCUUCUCUACAAAUUAUGCAUCUUCGUCAUGGUGUUUGAGGGAACUUGUAAAAAUCCUUGACUGCAAGGAGGCGAGAGAGCACAAGCAUGAGACUGGGAGCUAUGCACAAGCGUUUGCCAAACAUGAGAUUUCAAACAAAGCAGAGGUUGCUAAAUGGAAGGAAGCUUUAUCCAUGGCUGCCAACUUAUCUGGAUGGGAUCUCGAGGACAUGGCAAAUGGGUUUGAGUCCAAAUUCAUUGCUAGCAUCUCUGAAGAAAUCCUAAAAGCAUUAUCUCAUGAACCUUUGCAUGUCGGCCAGAACCUUGUAGGGGUGGAUGCCCGUAUAAAGAAAAGGAACUUGUCACGGUUUGUUCACUCAAACAAAGUUCACAUGAUUGGAAUAUGUGGUAUUGGUGGAAUAGAAAAUACCACUUUUGCCAAAGCCAUUUAUAACCUCAUAUAUAACCACUUUGAGGAAUGUAGCUUUUUGGAUGAUGUCCAAAGGGCCACAAAACAACAUGCACUAACUCAUGUCAUAAUGCAACUUAUUAAUGACAUCAUGAAAACAAUAGAUGUGAGGAUAUCCAACAUUGGUCAAGGAAUUAUGGUAAUGAAACAGAGAAUGGCAACUAGACGGAUCCUACUUGUUAUAGAUGAUGUAGAUCAUCGUGAUCAGUUAGAAGCACUCUCAGGUUCAUGUGAUUGGUUUUUCCCAGGAAGUUUGAUUAUUUUCACUAGUAAAGACAAGCAAUUGCUAAAGUCUCAUAAAGUGGAUGAAAUCUAUGACAUGGAGUUUCUCGAUGAUUUUGAAUCCCGUAAGCUCUUUAGUUUGUAUGCUUUUCAUAAAGAACAUCCUACUAAAGAGUUUCAAGAACUUGCUCUGCAAGUUGUGCAGUAUGUGAAAGAUACAAAUAUCAAAGUUCUAGUUGACAAGUCAUUACUUGUUUCUCGUAAUGAUUUGCUUGAAAUGCAUGACUUGAUCCAAAAUAUGGCAAGGGAAAUUAUACGCGAAGAGUCGAACACCCCUGGGAAGAGAAGCAGGUUGUGGAUUUCAUUGGAGGUUUAUGAUGUAUUGAAUAAAAACGAGGGAACAGAGGCAGUUGAAGUCCUUCACCUUUUGCGAAAUGAAGAUUAUCUAAAGGUUCACAUUGAUGCUAAAGCUUUUGCACAUAUGAAGAAUUUGCGGAUCCUACAAAUAUGUGAUGAAGAACUCAGACAUCAUUGGCAUGCAUUUGAUUUGAARUUGUGGAAGGAAUCUAAGGUGAAUUACGGCGUGAAGUUGAAAUUUUUAUCAAAUAAGUUAAGGUUACUUUAUUGGCAUGGAUUCCCUUUCAAGUGCUUCCCUUCAGAUUUCUACCCAGAAAACAUUGUUGCAUCGAUUUGUCUUACAACCACAUCAAAAAUCUCUGGACAUCGCCUAAGGUUGAAAGUGAUGAAGCUAAGGCAUUGUCGUAACCUAACAAGUACCCCCAAUUUCACAAUGAUCACAAAUCUCGAAGAACUCAUUCUUGAAGGUUGUGUGAAUUGUGAGGUAAAAGAAUGUGGUUUUAGACUUGUUUUUKAUGAAGAUAUAGAAGAAGAGACGAAUGGUGGAGGAAUCAUCGACGUUUCUAUUGGUCAGG